GGGCCGCAGGGCGCGAGAGGCAGGCUGGGAAGAGGCGCCAUAUUGGCGUUGGCCGCGCCGUAUUGUCAUAAAUAGAGCCGGUUUUGUGGUGUUUUCACUACUCGGUUGGAUGCCUCAGUCAUAGUAAGUGGGGGAGUGAGCGAACCAGUGAGCUACAACAAGCGACCAGAGGAAAACAGAGAGGGAGAAGGGAAGAGCGGGAACAGGAAAGACUUCAGAGUGAAAGACACUCGCCAGGAGGGAGGCGCAGGAAGCGAUGAAAGAGAUGUCUGCAAACACCAUGCUGGACAGCCAGCGUCAACAAAAACAUUAUGGAAUUACCUCUCCAAUUAGUUUGGCGUGUCCUAAAGAAAUUGAUCAUAUUUACACACAGAAAUUAAUUGAUGCCAUGAAACCUUUUGGAGUGUUUGAAGAUGAAGAAGAAUUGAAUCACAGGCUGGUUGUUCUUGGCAAAUUGAACAAUUUAGUAAAAGAAUGGAUUUCUGAUGUCAGUGAGAGCAAGAAUCUUCCUCCUUCUGUUGUGGCUACUGUUGGUGGUAAAAUUUUUACAUUUGGAUCAUAUAGGCUUGGCGUACACACCAAAGGAGCUGACAUUGAUGCACUUUGUGUGGCUCCACGACAUGUAGAGAGAUCUGACUUUUUUCAGUCUUUCUUUGAAAAAUUGAAACACCAGGAUGGCAUUAGAAACUUAAGAGCUGUCGAAGAUGCUUUUGUACCUGUUAUAAAAUUUGAGUUCGAUGGCAUUGAGAUUGAUCUAGUCUUUGCAAGACUGGCAAUACAAACCAUAUCAGAUAAUUUAGAUCUAAGAGAUGACUCUCGCCUGAGAAGCCUUGAUAUAAGAUGUAUUCGCAGUCUAAAUGGAUGUAGAGUUACUGAUGAAAUUUUGCAUUUAGUGCCAAAUAAAGAAACUUUUAGACUCACCCUAAGAGCAGUCAAAUUAUGGGCAAAACGACGUGGUAUUUAUUCCAACAUGCUGGGAUUCCUUGGUGGUGUCUCCUGGGCAAUGCUAGUUGCAAGAACUUGCCAGCUAUAUCCAAAUGCAGCAGCUUCUACUUUAGUUCAUAAGUUUUUCUUAGUUUUUUCCAAGUGGGAAUGGCCAAAUCCUGUGCUGUUGAAGCAACCAGAAGAAAGCAAUUUGAAUUUGCCUGUCUGGGAUCCCCGGGUAAAUCCAUCAGAUAGGUAUCACCUCAUGCCUAUAAUCACCCCUGCCUACCCACAGCAGAAUUCUACAUAUAAUGUGUCCACAUCAACUCGAACAGUAAUGGUAGAAGAAUUUAAACAAGGUCUUGCAGUUACAGAUGAAAUUCUUCAAGGGAAAUCAGAUUGGUCCAAGCUACUUGAGCCACCAAAUUUCUUUCAAAAGUACAGACAUUAUAUAGUAUUGACUGCCAGUGCAUCAACAGAAGAAAACCAUCUAGAGUGGGUUGGAUUGGUAGAAUCUAAAAUCCGUGUACUUGUUGGAAAUUUAGAACGGAAUGAAUUUAUUACUCUUGCCCAUGUGAAUCCCCAGUCAUUCCCAGGAAAUAAAGAACAUCAUAAAGACAACAAUUAUGUAUCAAUGUGGUUCCUUGGGAUAAUUUUUCGGAGAGUAGAAAAUGCAGAAAGUGUUAAUAUAGACUUGACCUAUGAUAUACAGUCAUUUACUGAUACAGUGUACAGACAAGCAAACAAUAUAAACAUGCUGAAGGAGGGAAUGAAAAUUGAAGCAACUCAUGUAAAGAAAAAACAACUUCAUCAGUACCUUCCAGCAGAGAUUCUUCAGAAGAAGAAAAAGCAAAGUCUCUCUGAUGUCAGUCGAAGUUCAGGUGGACUUCAAUCCAAAAGAUCAUCUCUAGAUAGCAAUUGUCUGGACAGCUCCAGAGACACAGACAGUGGAACUCCUUUUAAUUCUCCACUAUCUACAAACAAACCUUCUAAGCCUGAAAGUCCUCGUACAGGAGAAACAGAAAGGAGUAGUGCUGAGCCUGCUGCUGUAAUUGCAGAGAAGCCACUGAGUGUCCCACCAGCUCAAGGACUAUCUAUUCCAGUAAUUGGUGCAAAGGUUGACUCUACAGUAAAAGCUGUAUCACCCCCAGCUGUCUGCACCAUUCCUACUGUAGUGGGGCGAAAUGUCAUUCCUAGAAUAACAACACCCCACAACCCUGCCCAGGGACAACCGCAUCUAAAUGGAAUAUCGAAUAUGACCAAGAAUGUUACAACAAAAAGAUCCCAUUCCCCAUCCAUAGAUGGGACACCUAAAAGGUUGAAAGACAUAGAAAAGUUUAUUCGACUUGAGUCAGCAUUUAAGGACUCCCGCAAUGAAGACAGAAAAAGAAAAACAAUGGAUGCUGUUGGAGAAUCUAUGCCUAUUCCAACUAUUGAUACGUCACGCAAAAAGAGACUGCCUAGUAAAGAACUACCAGAUUCAUCUUCUCCAGUUCCAGCAAACAACAUUCGUGUCAUCAAAAAUUCCAUUCGACUGACCCUUAAUCGGUAAAAGCAGUGCCUCCUCACUUACGUGAACAUGCAAUCAUAUCGUGGCACAGAUGCAGCCACUCUUUUCAAAAUAGAAGUGGCUGUCAUACAUAAAAUAGGUGAAAGUUACAGUCAUCAGCCUAACAACCUUGAAGUGGUUUUCGAACUCUCACACUUUGACCUGCAGAUGCUGUAGCAUUCGCUUACUGAUUGCUACAUACACUCUGAGGAUCACCUGCUAUCAAAUUUUCAUCUACAGUAUUAUGGCUUUGCAUUUGGAGGUUUUACUGCCUUAACUUUAGGUGUUUUAUUUCUCUAUUAUGGGAACCGGUUCUUAGCCACUUGGACACUGACAGAACAAGUCUUGAACUUUUUUUGUGUAUGUGUGUUAAAGUCUUAUGUUGUAAUUAUCAUUGUAUAGAGUUGAAAAAGUUGAAAAAAAAUUUGUCAUGUAAUUUUUCAAAUGUUAAUGUAUUUACUUUAGCAUCAAAGUCACUUUGUAAAACCUGAGAUAAAUGAAUGUGAGAUAUCUUUUCUGCUUUUUUUUAUGUGUGUGUAGAUGUACUGUCAGUUCUGUUGAUUUAAAUUAUUUUUUUCCAGAUUGGCACAUGGAAUAUUUAAACUUUUGGUUUUUGUGCCUUUCUGUCCAAAUGUUGCAUAGCUACCAGGGAGGAUUAGUCCGGUGAUUACAUAAGAGUUGGCACCAUAAAUUCUCUAUAUUUUGCCUCCCAUGGAGGCCUUUGAAAUGCAUCUUUAUUAAAAAGUCAAAAUAUAACCAGGAUACUGAAAGUCAGUAUAUGAAUGGUGAAAUUAUUACAUAUCCUACUAUCUCAUGCCAUUCUUGUUAGUUGACUGGUAUUUUUUUACUGAGGAAUAACUCAUUCCACCAUCAACAAUAAGAUACCUUUAAGUAUGGGCAAACUUGUACUUUUGAGGUGUAAAAUUAACUUGGCAUGAUAAUCCCUGACCAUUACCCCACAACUUCAAACAGUUUCUUCAUGGACUAGGCAUGCAGAAAUAGCAGUGGAUUUUAUUAAAACCUAAAGGCAUUUUUGAAUGACAUUGUUACCAACCAUUAAUUGGCUCAGGACCUUUGUAAUUUUUAUUUAACAGUAUGAGUUGUCUUUUUUUACACUGCUUUUUUCAAUGCAUUUCUUAAUAUUUUUUAAGUUUCAUGAACGCAUGCUGAGUUUAUUAAAAUCCAUAACCAUGUAAUUCUUGUAAUAUGUUGAUUCAGUGUUUUGUAAAUGAAGUCGUAUGUAUUUUCAGAGUAUUUUUGUAUGUACUAUAAGAUACCAUCUUUUCAAAGAGAAACCUUUAAAACCUU
Heterocephalus glaber (naked mole-rat) is the source of this 3781-nucleotide messenger RNA. It is a transcript of the gene Papolg, whose product is annotated as poly(A) polymerase gamma. The record is from RefSeq and is a predicted model, not a curated record. Lineage: Eukaryota; Metazoa; Chordata; Mammalia; Rodentia; Bathyergidae. Gene Ontology annotation, molecular function: RNA binding; poly(A) RNA polymerase activity. Gene Ontology annotation, biological process: RNA 3'-end processing. Gene Ontology annotation, cellular component: nucleus.